GGCAACGCUGGUUUGGCGUGUUGAUAGUGUUUUGAAAAAAAAGAAGCGAGCAAGCAAUUUGCCCUUCUCUUUGCACCGUCUUUACAGUACAAAAUCAGGACGACAGAGCCACCGACUACCGACCGAGAAAACCUUGGCCACCCUUUUGGUUCGCCCGCCAUACGAGCGCCAGUAUUACCGGAAAUAGCAAAGCUAUCAACUUUGCGUUUACGAAUCGUCUCUAAACAAUGGUUACCAUAGGGGAAGCAUUUACGCCGACCGAUGGGAUCAUUUUCUCCGCCACGGACGUGAAGCUGAAGAUUGGCGACAGUUUGAUACCGUCCCCGGGCUCGCUGCACCUGACCGUAGGUUCCUGCAUAUGGAGCUGCGAGGAAAGGAACGCCAGCAUCAGCAUCCCGUGGCCCCGGGUGGGCGUGCACGCCAUCUCGUCCGUACCGGGGGAUGGUCUGUUCAUGAUGCUGGACGUCAACAUCGUGUGGCCCGGGUUUUACAGCGGCCCGCCGGCCGAGAACAACGGCGACGCGCAUCCGGACGAGCAGGGGGAGGACGACGAGGGCCACGAUUCGGAGAUAUCCGAGUCGGCGAUGACGGAGAUGUGGCUGCAGCCGGCCAGCCGCGAGAUUCUCGACCAGAUGUUUAGUGCCAUGCGGGAGUGCCAGAGCCUGAACCCGGGCUCGGAUGUCAGCGAGGACGAGGACUACAUGGAGGCGGAGGAGGACGAGCUGGAGGAGGUGGGCGAUAUGCGGAAUCUACAGCUCGAUGAUGAGGAGAAAUUUGCUGACGCUGAGGAAUAACCGCCGGGACAGGGAGGGAAGUGAUACAUCUAAAAUGAAUCUUUUUUUUUCUACUCGCGCUUGGUGUGGCAAAGGGAGGAGUUUUGAAUGCAACCGACGGGUGGGCUGCAGUUGGAAGGCCACGCCGGGCGUCGUCAUCGUCGUCGUCGUGUCGUACAGUAAAUAUAUACAUUCGAAGGCAUUUUCAAGCGAAGCUCCGAGAGCACAUUAGGGGGAUGCAGAAAUCAUGUUGCGUGAUACGUUGAAUUAAAAGUAAAAAACAAAACAAAAAACAAGAAUUGUAAUAAAGUCAUAGUCCUUAUUGGGUGGAUAAUUUGCAACA
Messenger RNA from Anopheles arabiensis, 1116 nucleotides. RefSeq names its product methylosome subunit pICln (gene icln). Gene Ontology annotation, biological process: mRNA cis splicing, via spliceosome. The transcript is spliced from 3 exons. The record is from RefSeq and is a predicted model, not a curated record. Bases 228 to 794 code for a protein of 188 amino acids. NCBI's taxonomy places the organism in Eukaryota, Metazoa, Arthropoda, Insecta, Diptera, Culicidae. Gene Ontology annotation, cellular component: cytosol; spliceosomal complex.